CAUUAGUCUCCUUUUAUUAGUUUUGAGUUUUAGACAUCAAAACCCACACCUUCCCUUUCUCUGUUACUACUGCUUCUAUUAUUAUUAGGACUAUAAUGGCAUUUGCCUCUCUCGUUCCCCUCCUCCUCCCUUACCAAAUACAACCACCCUCCUUUAAAUCCAUCACUCCUACCUCGCUCUCUCUCACCUGAUCAAUAGCGACCUUGACUGAAUCAGCACUCACACUCACCUAUCAUGGGCUAUUUCUCUUGCAAUGCAGAGUCUGCAAUUGCAACCUGCGAUCCUUCCAACUGGGAUUCUUAUCGCAAGCGAAGAAGAAACAAGAACCAAACCAAACCAAAUAAACCAAUCAAAAUCAGAGAGUUCAGUUACACUGAACUUGUCAAAGCCACCAAUACUUUCUCCGCAGAAACCUUCCUUGGAAAAGGCAGCCAUGGAACCGUUUAUAAAGCCUUUCUCGACCAAGGCAAGCUCAUAGCCGCCGUUAAAAAGACAACCCAUCAAACAAAUUUCUGCAACAGCUAUAACUCUAACUGCGCGACAGUUCCUCCGGCAGACAACGAGAUUGAAACUCUAUCCAGAGUUCAGCAUCCAAGAUUGGUAAACCUCCUUGGUUUCUGUGUUGAUCCUACAGGCCGUAAACUACUUGUCGUCGAGUACAUGCCAAACGGCUCAUUAUACGAUCUUCUACAUUCCAGUUCUCGACCUCCCGGUUGGACCAGGCGGGUUCGAUUCGCAUUACAAAUAGCAAAAGCGGUCCAGGCUCUCCACGCCUCCAACCCGCCGGUGAUUCACAGAGACAUAAAAUCAUCAAAUGUGCUGAUCGAUGAAUACUGGAAAGCGAGGUUAGGUGAUUUUGGUCUUGCCUUAAGAGGACACGUGGAAGACGUUCAUGUGAAGUGCACGCCACCGGCGGGGACGUUAGGGUAUCUUGAUCCAGCCUAUCUUGCACCAGGGGAUUUAAGCGCCAAGAGUGACGUGUUCAGUUUUGGGAUUCUGUUGUUAGAGAUCAUUAGUGGCAGAAAUGCGAUUGAUGUAAAUUACAGUCCUCCUUCAGUGGUUGAUUGGGCGGUUCCCUUAAUUAAAAAAGGUGACUUGGGGGCAAUAUGUGAUAACCGGGUGGCUUCGAUGCCCGACCCGGUUGUGAUCCGGAAUUUGUCUGUUUUGGCUGCUAGGUGCGUGAGAUCCACGGCCGAAAAGCGUCCAGGAAUGGCGGAGGUGGUUGAAGGAUUGAAACUUGUUAAUAGAAGAAUCCGUGCGCCGCCUAUUUGGAAUCACCUGAGAAGGCGCGUGGGGCGCGUGGAGGAGGGGGGUGUGGUCGUUGAUAGAAGUGAAGAGGAGGUCAGUGUCAACGUUCACAAGACGGUUAAAGUAGGAAGUAGGAGAAAUAGUAAAGUAUCGAGUGUUUCAAGGGUAGAGUAUGGAAGCGAAACGAUUGGUUCGGUAGGGGAUAGAGUGAUUAGGUCGAAAUCUAUUGGUUCUUUUGGUGAGAUAAAGAUGGGGUCUGAUUAUUCUUGGAGAAAACCUGGAGGGGUGGCAGUGAAAAUGCCUGCGGUGAAAUUAAGCAAGUCGAGGUCUAUGGGGGUGUUGCAUGGUCCUAGGCUUGUACAUUACAAGAAGAGAGGAUUUUUCUUAGAAUUUGGAACAGAAAGUGAUUCAAGGGAAUAUGAUGUUGCCCCUAUGCGAAACCUGUUCAUUGGUCUGGAUGAGAAAUUGGAGCAAAAGAUACAAGAGAAGCCGUUGGUGUCUAAAAAUUAAAUGUACUCUUGUCGGACAAAUCAAGAGAAUUUGUCUGCUUUCAGUAGGUAUACAGUCUUAGUUCUGCUUUGCUUUUAGGCUGGCUGGACCAAUGUCCCUCCCAUCACAUCCUCCUCUGUUGUGGGUUGAUGAAUUUAGUCGUUACUGUAUUUUAUGGCAAGUCUCCCGUUGUAAAAGGUUUAGAUGCAUGCCAAGUUGAUGCUGUAGUCUGGUCUUAGCCUUGGCAUUUCUAUAUGGCUCUGCCAUUUUGAUGAUGGUAAGCAACCCAUCAACUUACAACAGGUUAUCUCUAGGAGGUGGCAUCAUCCUAGCGUCGCCGAGUUAGAAAAGAUUAGAGAGUUCUUAAACUCCAAUUACAGUGUCUCACUCCCUUUCUAUAUCUUUCUUUUUUCACAUCUAUGUUGAGCUAUAUACCGGUGUGUUCUUUCU
Messenger RNA from Populus nigra (black poplar), 2187 nucleotides. Its product is annotated as serine/threonine-protein kinase-like protein At1g28390. Gene Ontology annotation, cellular component: plasma membrane. Gene Ontology annotation, biological process: protein phosphorylation. The coding region runs from base 235 to 1758 and encodes 507 amino acids. Gene Ontology annotation, molecular function: ATP binding; protein kinase activity. The transcript has a single exon. Lineage: Eukaryota; Viridiplantae; Streptophyta; Magnoliopsida; Malpighiales; Salicaceae. The record is from RefSeq and is a predicted model, not a curated record.